This is a messenger RNA of Ilex paraguariensis (yerba mate), 666 nucleotides long. Lineage: Eukaryota; Viridiplantae; Streptophyta; Magnoliopsida; Aquifoliales; Aquifoliaceae. The record is from the annotation of a GenBank genome assembly.
AUGGGUCUUGCUGCUGAAGGAGAUGCUGCCACUUUUGCUGAAACGUCUGGGCCAGAUGAAACAGAAGAAGGGAAUGAGGAUGAAUCCAUUGUUCGUCACACUGCUAGUGUUGGUGAUGUCGAGGGUUUGAAGAAGGCCCUAGCCGCUGGUGCUGAUAAAGAUGAGGCGGAUUCAGAGGGAAGGACAGCAUUGCAUUUGGCAUGUGGAUAUGGCGAGGUCACCUGUGCUCGGGUCCUACUUGAGGCUGGAGCAAGGGUGAAUGCUUUGGAUAACAACAACAACACCGCUCUUCAUUACGCAUCUGGCUAUGGCAAGAAGGAGUGUGUAAAACUUCUACUGGAUAAUGCUGCCGCUGUCACACUUCAGAACAUGGAUGGGAAGACACCUAUAGAUGUUGCAAAAUUAAACAGCCAGCAUGAUGUAUCGAAGCUGCUCGAGAAUAGAGAUUCCAAACCCAGGUUUGAUAAUCUGAUUUUCUUCGCUUUAAAUACCCAAACCCAAAUCGAUGGUCUGAGCAGCAAAUUUGAUGUACCCAAACCGAAAGAAUACGUACCUGAAGCAGCAAAUCGAUGUAGCAAACCCGAAGCUUUGAAGCAAAUCAAUGGUCUGAGCAGCAAAUCGAAGUCUGAGCAAAACGAUGAUCUCUCAAACUACUGUGACAGGUGA